ACAAAGUUGACCGACAAUUGGCUGUAAAAGUAUCGCGAUAAAAUGUAUACCGUUAAUUAUGACUAGUCGAGGAAAAUCGACACGUAUUUUAUUCUUGUUGGGUGCAAUGAGGUAUGGCAUGUUUUCGGCGAAAGUUGUACAACUAGAUGGGUGUCCUGGGAACGGUCGUGGCCGUCGGUCUGCUGGUGACCGCGACGGAUAUCAUUAUGACAAUGGUAGCCUGCAAUUAUCCGGUGUUCGAGGGUGCCGCCGAACUCAGGGACUUAAUGAUCCCGGCCGGUGUGCACGUCGGUUCUCUAAUUUACCGGCUUAGGGCUUCUGACCACGACAAGGACUAUCCGCUCUAUUUCCAAGCCACCGAUUUCGGUAGCUACGUGGUGAAGAUUGAAAAUCUUCCAUGUUCGCCAAACAGUACAUCGGGUUGUCAAGCGGACGUUUACUUAGACCGAGCAAUCAUACCUGGUCAGACGUUCCAGUUUCGGAUCACGGUAAGAGAUACAAGAGGGGACACUACCACUGUACCUGUUCGGCUUGUGGCUACCGAGGCACGGAGCGACAUCGAAACUAUAUUUCCUCACAUUCCGGCCAUUAUAAUUGUCCCAGAGGACGUCAAAGUGGGAACCGAGUUAGAAUAUGUGAUAGUUAGAAAAAAUUUGGAAUUGCGGAAAUCUGCUGGGAUCGAAUUGAGAGGAUCUCCCGAGUUGACCGUCGGCCGACUCCGCAUGAACAAGGAGACCACCACCGGUACGAUAUCCGUGGCGCAACCGCUUGACUUUGAGACCAGGAACAUGUACAGACUCCAAAUGGUCGCGUUGGACAUGUACGUGGAGACCGGCAAAGAUUCCAGAAACGCCGCGGCGUUCGAGGUCAUCGUGGUCGUGGAAGACGUCCAGGACACGCCGCCGAUAUUUACCCGGCUGGAAACAAUAGUGCAUCUGCAUAACAACGUGUCCAUUGGAGACGUCGUCACCAAGGUAGAAGCCGUGGACGGGGACAGAGGACAUCCUAGACGCAUUAAAUACGGAUUGGUGUCGGAAAAACGACCGUUUACGGUGUUGUUUGACAUAGGCCUAUUUACCGGCGAGUUGAAACUGAUCAGACCCUUGUCGGAGUUGGCCGCCAUAUCCAAAGCAAUGCAACCGGCCGUGUUGACUGUGAUAGCCGACGAAGAAGUUACCGGUGUCGACGGAGAAAAACCUGCCAUGUCUACGGUGGCAGACAUAGCGCUGAUAUUAGAAAACGUAGUUAACGGUCCGCCGUAUUUCCAUAACGCAAAUUACGCUUGUCGUCUGAACGAGAAUAGUGGCCAGGGAACGAUAUUGGUGUUCGGAGAUGGAUACGUGACUCGAGUACACGACGACAACAUGGGCAAGGAUUCUGUGUAUGCAUUGACAUUGGAAAACAAUAACGGCACGUUUGAAGUCUCUCCGGGUGUGAUCGACAGACGCGGUCGGUUCACCAUCAUGGUGCGCAACAACAGACUUUUGGAUUUUGAGAGUCGAUCGUCCGUCUCUUUCGAGGUGGUGGCGACAGAGUUGUCCGUGCCAGGUGACGCGAAUCACACACAAUCCGCCAGGACCUCGGUGGUGGUCUUUUUGGACGACGUUAACGACAACUUUCCGCGGUUUACCAGCGUCUCGUACAAGGCACAAUUGCCGGAGAAUGCCACUGCCGGCGUCAGGGUGUUGACCGUGGAAGCCGUAGACCCGGACACGGGAUCAUUCGGCAGUGUCAGAUACACAGCUCUACUAGGUCUAAAAAACACGUCAUUGGUGCUGGAUUCCCAGACCGGAGCGAUCACGGUGUCCAACGACAACCAUGGCUUCGACCGCGAACAAUCAGCAGAAUAUAGAUUAACUGUAGAAGCUCGAGACAUGGACGGGAACGGGUUGGCUGCUAGUGUUCCACUUAUUAUACAAGUAUUGGAUAUUAACGACGAAACACCAACGUUCCAAGACACCCCUAUUCAGUUUGUUUUAACGCAAGACAUGCGAAACUUCACGGAACGAGCUUUAGUUAAGGCAGUCGAUAAAGACGCAGAAGCUCCGAACAACGUGGUUCGUUACGAGAUAAUAAACGGCAACUACAACAAUCGCUUCACCCUGAAUUCAGAAACCGGCGAGCUGUUCAUAUCCGACGGGUUGUACGAUACGAGUAGGUCCAGAAGGCAAUCGACCAACAGCGCGUUUACGACGCUCACAGUCAGAGCUUACGACUUAGGCGUACCACAUCGAUGGUCAACUGCCCAGGUGAGGAUAUACCCACCGUCUUCGGGUGCCAGACAAAUGUCGUUUUUGGUGCCAGCUACUAUGGACUUGGCGACGGUGCACAGUUUACUUGAACACCUGACGGGUGCUAAGGUGACGAUAAAUUCGUUGAAGCCCAAUUACGGAGGUUCUCUUGGCGAUUCGAAAAUCGAAAAGAAUAUAAUAGCCGCCACUGUCGUGUACAACACCAAUACGGUUAUUGACGUUGAAGAGCUUCGUAAAUACUUUUACCAACCCGGCGGGUCUCAUACGGCACAAUCUGUUUACCAUGUUGACCAUCAAGAAAAGGAUAUAUCGUUUUGGUUGAAUCUAUUGUUGUUAAUAGCGAUACUGUUGGCGGCGUUGGCGUUAAUAUUUUGCUGUUGUUACCAACAGUAUCUUCGUUUCGCGCAAAACAAAUUCUACCGAGGUUUCUAUUCAGAAAACAAAGGCGUUCAAGUGUCGUCAGCCGGCAACCGUCAGCCGACGGAAGAACCGAAAAACAAAAUCUACAUACUGAGCGAAAAACCCGGUGGUUCGUCGCCUGUACGGUUAGCUAGAAAGACAAAAACCAUAAUUCUACCGGCCAAAAAGAAAAGCAGCGCCGCCGAGUCUCUGCUCUUGGAGGACGUGGAGGGUAACGAAUAUCGGAUUUUGGACAAACGCCAGAGUUCUUGGUCAGAAGAAACGGCCGACACCAGGCAAGAGAUGUUCUUCAAACAAGGAAACGCCGAAAUCUUAAGAAUCAUGUCCAACGACUCUUUGGAAGUCAUGGACUCGGCGUCCAACGUGGGCGCCAUCAACGUGUACGACGAAGCGGCUGGCAAAAAAGUGAUAAUGAACAAAUUCUUGAACAGCCAGACGGAUCAAUCGGUUGCCGAAGACAGUAACAGCUGCUACCGGCCGGAUCCGGUGACUAGGGAAACGGCGCAGCCGGAGGAGAAAAAGAAAAACGACUUGGAAGAAGAGCAAAAGAAAAUGGCGGCGUUCCAAAGAGACGUGUUACUGACCAGAUUUUUGGCGGAAGAACAACAGAAGCUAAUGACCAAAUUGGAGACCAGAAGCUUGCCCGGGGCCAACAUCGCCACCCAAACCGAAGUGAACGCCGCGUCCCAGACAACGAGCUCGUGUCUAAGGGGCGAUCGCCGGAGCCGGGGCCGGGGUUACGAUCAGAGAGACGGCUUUAGAUCUGCUCAAAGUCAACGGAGAUCGUCCAGUAUGCCACGUGGCAAGUUCAAAAACAGUCCGAUCAUUGAGGAAACGGGCAGUGGCUCCGGCACAAGUCUACAGUCGAGCCAAGCUCAGAACGUUGGCAAAGUCGAUCAGGAAAAACGCAAGUCUCGGUCCUAUUGCAGCCUAAGAGACCUGGAACUCGACAGACAGCUGCAGUACAUGACGCCGUCGCUGAGGUCAAGAGCUUUAGCCCGGCGAAGAUUGUCGACGUCGUUGCCGCCGGGCGGUGUAAGGUUACCCAGAACAAUGCAAAUGCUGGAGAAAAAGAGCAUUUUCACUAUUGCUUACGGAGACGUGGCCACGCAGAAGAUCAACUGUAGCGCCGAUUCGUCCAGCAACUGGGAAUGAUUAUUAUUUUCAACCAUUUUUUUGGUGGAUGACCAUCAUUGUUUUUUUUUUUCCUAUAACAUAUUUUA
Molecule: messenger RNA, 3895 nt
Organism: Adelges cooleyi (spruce gall adelgid)
Lineage: Eukaryota; Metazoa; Arthropoda; Insecta; Hemiptera; Adelgidae
Gene: Cad86C
Product: cadherin-86C
Exons: 18
Coding region: 147-3827 (1226 amino acids)
Biological process (GO): homophilic cell-cell adhesion
Cellular component (GO): plasma membrane; catenin complex
Molecular function (GO): cadherin binding; calcium ion binding
Source: RefSeq, a predicted model, not a curated record